Messenger RNA from Fusarium redolens, 1636 nucleotides. Its product is annotated as fungal-specific transcription factor domain-containing protein. Gene Ontology annotation, molecular function: transcription cis-regulatory region binding; DNA-binding transcription factor activity, RNA polymerase II-specific; zinc ion binding. NCBI's taxonomy places the organism in Eukaryota, Fungi, Ascomycota, Sordariomycetes, Hypocreales, Nectriaceae. Gene Ontology annotation, biological process: positive regulation of transcription by RNA polymerase II. The record is from RefSeq and is a predicted model, not a curated record. The transcript is spliced from 4 exons. Bases 38 to 1561 code for a protein of 507 amino acids. Gene Ontology annotation, cellular component: nucleus.
UGAUCAAUUCCGAGCUUGACAAAAUCCACAACAGCAGAUGAUGCCCCGAGGACGCAGGGGCUGUUGGACAUGUCGCAUUCGUCACAGAAGAUGCGACGAGUCAUCCCCCGAAUGCAAAGAGUGUAGUACUCGGAGUAUUACCUGCCAUGGAUAUGAUCUUGAUCCACCAGAAUGGAUGAGCAAUGAACGCCUACUUCAAGAAGAGCUUCGGAGGAUCAAAGGUGCAGUCAAGGAGAACUUCCGACGCGUCAAAACCAUUCAGAAUCGCCAACUUGCUCGGUCCACGGCUGAAGCAGCACAAGCCUCGCGUGCUAAAGAAAAUCCUCGGUCACGAUGUAACGAAACUACCAAUCCAACUCCAGUCGGUUCUUCGGCUACGAAUACCAUAUUUAGAGAGGCGCAGUACCUGGUACACUACCUCGACUACAUCUUUCCGAUCCAGUAUGCCUUCUACGUCGACGCGCCAGAUCAAGGCGGCAGAGGAUGGCUCUUUUUCCUCUUGGAACGAAACGCACCACUUCGCAACGCAGCCCUGACUCUUUCCGCCUUUCAUCAACAUAUCUUCUCACCGUAUCAUACUGAGAAUCAAGAAGACGAGCUUCUCCAAUACCAUACCAAAGCACUUCAAGAACUCCGACAUGUUGUCCGCCAUCGAGACGGUGGCGCUUCUGCUGACAAUAUUGAGGAAUGGCUCAAGUUUCUCGCAGGCGGUAUGUUUUUGAUCUCUUUCGAGGUCUUUCAAGGCGGCACAAACAACUGGCAAGCCCACUUCAACGCUAUCGUAUCCGUUAUCCAAAACCUGACGUCCUCUGACUUUGACUUCGAUGCGUCCGAUCCAUCGAGCCCAGAUUUCGACUUCCAACGAGGCAUGAAUACUGCACAAAAGUUCAUUCUCUCGAAUCUCGUCUGGAUCGAUAUACUUGCGCCUUUGGCUACAAGGACGGCGCCAAAGCUACCAUAUCACGAUUGGUUGAACGCUGGCAAGAUUGACAUGUCAAGAGUCAUGGGCUGCUCCAAUUGCAUUAUGAUCGCGAUUGGUGACAUGAUGGUUCUGAGUGCAGAAGCUAGCAAAAUGGGCAGCGAUGGUUUAGGAAUCGCCAUUAGGGAAUUGGAAAAGCGCAUCAUGGAUGGAAUAGACGCGGCGUUAGAUGAUGGAUCAACGUUGACACCAACCAACCGCUCGGUAACCCACUUCUUCGCAACUGCAGCUCUCAUCCAACUUUAUACUCUUGCUUCAGAACACAACAUCACGUCGCCAGAUCCUCACAGCGCAGUAUCACGAGUCAUCGAAGUGUUAGACCACUUACCUCCGCAUAUUUCCCUACGCGCAACGCCAUGGCCUCUAUGCGUUGCCGGCUCUAUGGCGCUUCCUCCACAAGAACAGUACUUCGACGGCUUGUUGAAGAAACUCAUGGACCAUGCUGAGGCGGGCUUUACUAAUUGUGGUACGGUUUAUAAUGUCAUGAAAAAUGCUUGGAAGCAGCGACGUCGGGACCCAACGAGGCUUUGGAGUGCAAGACAAUCUAUGGAGGAUAUGGGUAUUUGUGCUCUUCUAAUAUGAGCCUUCCAUGACGUCGGGCGGUCGCGCAGCAUCAUCCAAUACAUUGAAGCUAUUUAUUAUUAAAUAAUAUUACCC